AUGGACGACGACGUCAAGUCUGCAGCGAAUGCCAUGAACGACCGGGGCGCUGACCUGGACUUUGAGGUCUCCGUAGUUGAAGGCGAUGAACUGGAAGAUGGACUCUUGUCUGUCGAAGUGCGCGAGACCCUUAUGGGCUCCAAGAGCGCAACAUUUGGAGACGACAGUAAGCAGCCUGGACGCCCGGUCAGUCUCUGUGGCUGCUUCUCGUUAUCUUUCUAUCAGCCUUACUUUGAUGUCGACACGUCGGAUGUCCAACUAUGA
Peronospora matthiolae is the source of this 264-nucleotide messenger RNA. The record is from the annotation of a GenBank genome assembly. Lineage: Eukaryota; Oomycota; Peronosporomycetes; Peronosporales; Peronosporaceae.